This is a messenger RNA of Ceratitis capitata (Mediterranean fruit fly), 1746 nucleotides long. Its product is annotated as aldose 1-epimerase. Gene Ontology annotation, molecular function: carbohydrate binding; aldose 1-epimerase activity. Lineage: Eukaryota; Metazoa; Arthropoda; Insecta; Diptera; Tephritidae. The transcript has 7 exons. Bases 377 to 1519 code for a protein of 380 amino acids. Gene Ontology annotation, biological process: beta-D-galactose catabolic process via UDP-galactose, Leloir pathway; glucose metabolic process. The record is from RefSeq and is a predicted model, not a curated record.
CCCACCUUAGCGGCAGUGAAUGUGAUUUGAAAGGCGAACAGCGGUUGAUUACACAAAUGAAAUAAAAAUGAGACGAGAAAAAAUAUUUUCUUAGUUCUACCAGCGCAGUCACAAAAUACUUUGCGCUUCAUUGUGGACUUCAGAGCGAUAUUGUUUUAUUGCUUAGAAAAAAAUAAAAUUUGUCGAUUGAACGGAAGACGUUUAUCUGAAAUUCAAAGUAAUCAAAUUUUGAAAAUUAUAGGAAAAUUUUCGCCCCAAACGGCGAUAAUUUCAACAAUAAAAAAUUAAUGAAAAUAUAAAAUUUAAAAAUAUUAACGAAAAUUUAGUGUAGCCGCGUUGUAGACUUGAGAAAUAUAAAUUUGAACACAGUCACAAAAUGGUUACCGUUACGGAGGAUACUUUUGGUACAACAAUAAAUCCGCUAACCAAAAAGGAAGUGACUAUCAGACGCUUCACCAUCAGCAAUGAUCGUAGAAUGUCAAUGCAGGUGAUAAACUUUGGCGCCACAAUAACAUCACUGAAAGUGCCCGACUCACACGGUGUGGUGGAUGACAUUACCUUGGGUUUCGAUAAUAUCGAAGGCUAUUUGACCGAGAAUAAUCCGUAUAUCGGGUGCACAGUGGGACGUGUUUGCAGUCGUGUAGGCAAUGGCAAUUUUACGCUUGAUGGCAAAAAGUAUGAGGUUACCAAAAAUUUCUUGGGAAAGCAUAUGUUGCAUGGUGGCACGCAUGGCUUCAGCAAGGUCAUCUGGGAGGUGGACCAAAUACGACCUGAUGGUGUGUCUUUCAAGUUUAUUUCACCAGAUGGCCAUGAGGGCUUUCCCGGUGAAGUAGUGGCCAUAGCUACCUACACCAUCACUGAAGACAAUUGUAUGCGUUUUUGCUUGGAAGCGAACACCACCAAACCAACACCGGUUAAUAUGACCAAUCAUGCAUACUUCAAUUUGGCCGGACAUAAUGCCGGUAAGCAGGGCAUGACAGAGCAUAUUGUUAAAAUCAAAGCCGACUGCAUCACCGAUAUGGAUGAAGACACAGUGCCGAAUGGUGAAUUUAUUAAAUUGGAUAAUCAUCCUUUGGACUUGCGAAAGCUAACAAAUGUUGGCACUGGCUUGAGGAAUAUAUCCAAAAUUGCCAAAGGCUACGACCACAAUUAUGUGCUAAAGUACACGCCCGGUUGCAUAGAAAAGCAAGCAAAGGCUUUUCACCCACCCAGUGGUCGCUGCAUGGAGAUCUCCAGUAAUCAACCUUGUAUGCACUUCUAUACCGCACACAACAUGCCCGAUUUGGAGGGUAAAAAAAAGAAAUCCAACCAACCCAUGAUCAUUGGCAAAGGACACAGUUUGUAUGAGAAGCAUGGCUCGUUCUGCAUGGAAACACAUUGGUAUCCGGACGCAGUGAAUCAUGAAAAUUUUCCUUCCGUCAUAUUGACACCCGGCGAAACAUACCAACACGUAUGCAUAUUCAGAUUUGGCGUCUACGAUCCCAAUUGUGAGAAACAUCGCGAUGUGGUAUGUGACUGAGUCAUAGAAACCGUGCGCUGAGUGCUUAGCAGGUGCUUAGUUCUAUUGAAAAAUAACGCGGCUACCGAAUGCUCAUCGUGUUUGAAUAUAAAAUUGUUAGUAAUUUUCUAAUACAUGAAGAAAUGAAAUUUGGUUCUACAAAGAAUUUGUAUAUCAAAAAAAAAUCAGAAAUCUAUAUUCUGAAAUUAAAAAAAAACUAAUAAACAAUAUUCACCGCAGCGAUUAAA